Ficedula albicollis (Collared flycatcher) is the source of this 2752-nucleotide messenger RNA. It is a transcript of the gene DDO, whose product is annotated as D-aspartate oxidase. Gene Ontology annotation, molecular function: D-amino-acid oxidase activity; FAD binding. NCBI's taxonomy places the organism in Eukaryota, Metazoa, Chordata, Aves, Passeriformes, Muscicapidae. The transcript is spliced from 7 exons. The coding region runs from base 407 to 1432 and encodes 341 amino acids. The record is from RefSeq and is a predicted model, not a curated record.
CCGCGCUGCCCCGGCACGGCCCUCCCGCCGCUCCCCGGGACGCCGGCUCUUCCAGGCGGGACCGGGGGCCUCCUCCUCACCAGGGCAGCUGAAAAAGCAGGGCUGUGCAUGUCCAUGGACUGUUGGAAGGCUCCCUGGGCACUCUGAGAAUCAGACACUGCCAGUUCUGGGCACUUCUGUAGUCAGCUUGUGAAAAAGGAUGUGAUAAUUAACAGAAAGAAACUUAAGUGUUGCCCUGAGAGGAAGAAGAUGAGUUGUAACAACCCUUGACUGUGAUGCAGAAGGAAUGCAACGACAGGCAACAGUGCCUGCUGCUCUUUCCCUUCUUACAUAGCAGAGACAUCAAAUUUUAAGUAGUAAAACCUCAGGGGUAGGAACCUCUCUCCUCUGGCUCUACAUCCUGGAGAUGGCCUCACCCAAGGUUGCAGUGGUGGGUGCAGGAGUCAUUGGCCUGUCCACAGCACUGUGCAUCACAGAGACUUGUCCCAGCUGCUCUGUGACAGUCCUUUCAGACCAGUUCAGCCCCAACACAACGAGUGAUGUGGCAGCUGGGAUGCUCAUCCCUCACACCUACCCAGACACACCAAUCCACAGGCAGAAGCAGUGGUUCAAAGAAACCUUCACUUACCUUUUUGCCAUCAGCAACUCGACUGAGGCAUCCGAGGCUGGCAUUCACCUGGUCUCUGGCUGGCAGGUCUUCAAAAGCCCUCCCAAGGAAGAGUUACCUUUCUGGUCAGAUAUUGUGCUGGGGUUUCGACCAAUGUCUGAAGCAGAACUCCAAAAGUUCCCACAGCACCGAUUUGGUCAGGCCUUUACGACCCUGAAAUGUGACUGCCCACCCUACUUGCUGUGGCUGGAAAAAAGGUUGAAGGCAACUGGCACCCAGAUGUACACCAGGAAAGUGGCAGACCUGUGGGAGCUGCACGGUGAAUAUGACAUCAUUGUCAACUGCGCAGGCAUGGGAGCCCAGCAGCUGGUGGGAGACAAGCAGCUCAUCCCUGUCAGGGGACAAGUACUCAAGGUUCACGCUCCUUGGGUGAAACUAUUCAUCCGGGAUGGAGAUGGCUUAACUUACAUCUACCCAGGGGUACACAGGGUGACCCUGGGAGGAACCAGGGUAAAGGGGAGCUGGAGUCUCUCCCCUGAUGCUGGCACUGCUAGAGACAUCUUUGACAGAUGCUGCUCCCUUGAGCCCUCAUUGCAGGGAGCCCAGGAUAUCGAGGUGAAGGUGGGCCUGAGGCCAUCCAGGCAGUGUGUGAGAGUGCAGAGAGAGAUCUUGAGCCAAGGAGGAGUUAAGCUCCCAGUGGUCCACAACUAUGGGCAUGGGGCAGGUGGCUUUUCAGUGCACAGGGGCACAGCCACCGAGGCUGCUCACCUGGUGGGAGAGUGCAUUUCUGCUCUGCAAGGCUCCUCAUCGAGGGCCAAGCUUUGAAUCCCAGAGGCUCCUUUUCCAUUUACAGCUAGUGCUGCAUCUCCUAGUAGCAGCUUGGACUUUUAGUAACUUUUACAGUAACUUUAGUUACUGUAUAGAAGGGAGCUACAUCAACAGCUUAUUCCAAUGCAGAUACUCAGUGGUAUCUUCUACCACCUUGGAAAAGCAUGAUGUGUUGAUCCAAGUAUUAGUCCAGCUGAUCAUAUCCUCUCUCUGUCCUGAGCAUUUGUCCUAGCCUCAUGUGAAGAAGAUUUACAUAAAUACUCUUCACAUAACAGUGAUCAGAUUGCUGCAGUGUAAUACAAAUAACAUCAAUUCAGCAUUUCUGCAUCUGCAUCUAAAGGGUGUCAGAUGCAGUAGGCUCAGAUUCAGUAAAAAUAAGUUCUCCUCUUGUACCAAAUCUAAUCCAGAAUUGCCCUGUUUCUGCCACCUUGCUAACAAAUUUUAUUAUUGUCUAUAUGAUUUAGAAGGAAAAGAAAACCCCAUGUAGUGCUCCAUUACAGUGCUCCAGGUCAGCUCUUACAGAAAGCAGUGUUAGGUCACUGUCACACACAGUGACCAGACAAGUGUGAUUUUAAGAGCAGGUCUCUGAUACCCAUCAUUGCAUUUGCUCAUAUUGCACCUCAGGGAACUUAAAGUUUCUUGCCCCACACGAGCUACAGUUUUGUGCAUAUUUUCUCACACUAGUUUGCAAAUCUGGUUUUUUCCUUCAAGGCCCUCAGAUUUUGCUCUCAGAGACCAAUGACUUCCCCCCAGCCCCUCCCCUCCUCCCCCCCACAUCAACAUCGAUAUGGCCUUUGUUCUACUGAAGAGGAUUUUUCAGAGUGGGCUUUGGAAUGCAACAUCCCUUUUCUAUUUUGCAGCACUGUCUGCUUUCCUUGCAACAGCUGAUAUGAAUAAUUUGGAGACAAACCAACAAGGAUUCUAACACCAGCAUCAGUUUUGUAGAAGAGCCAUUUAAGACUAGAUAAACACUCUAAAGAAAAAUUUGUCUGUAACUGGACAUGAACAAGCUCCUCUGCUGUAAGAAAGCUGAGUCACCAGAGCCCAGAUCCUCUCACUCCAUGGCAGAGGCUCUGUUGGGCUUUACACUCCCCUCAGAAAUUCAAGCCCUUUGAUGUGUCUGAAGAUAAUCACUCCCCAAAACUGGAUCUUACCAUCAAGGUACAGGUCUGACUCUUAGUGAUUAAAUGCCUCAUUAUAUUUUUAAUGGCUCAUUUGAGAGUGUUAUCAUCCAUUUUUGUCUAGUUUUUUUGUCCACAGAAUUACAAAACCAUUCUGAAUCCUUCAAUAAUUUCAGUGAUUAAAAUUAACUGAUAA